GACAACUAUAUGAAGCUCGCCAACACAACUAUCUCUCCUUUUUCUCGUGCUGGCAUUUUCGGCACUUACAUGGUAGACUAUGUUACUGCGUUGAAAUAUCUACCGCUUUGGUGUGCUCCCUUUAGGCGCAACACCAAGGGAUGGCAAAAGGCAGCACAAGCAUAGGUCAAUUGCCCAUUCGAAGAGGUCCAAACAAAGAUGGAGAAAGGGACCGCAACGCCGUGCAUCGUAGCCCACGAAUUAGAUGACAUAGCCCUUGGUCGGGGAACUGCAGACCAACAAGUCGUCAAGAACGUUGCAGCUACAACAUUUACCGCCGGCGCCGACACUGUAGUUUCAGCUCUACACUCCCUGUUCCUCGCCGUUGCCCUGCAUCCGGACAUUCAAGACAAGGCGCAGAAGGAACCUGACCGUGCGAUCGGCAACAGGCUACCAGUGUUCUCAGACAGAUAUCAACUACCAUACAUAGACUGCAUUUGCUACGAACCUUUAAGAUGAAAUCCGGUAACGCCUCUUGGACUUGCACACUAUAU
Guyanagaster necrorhizus is the source of this 533-nucleotide messenger RNA. RefSeq lists its product as uncharacterized. Gene Ontology annotation, molecular function: heme binding; iron ion binding; monooxygenase activity. The record is from RefSeq and is a predicted model, not a curated record. NCBI's taxonomy places the organism in Eukaryota, Fungi, Basidiomycota, Agaricomycetes, Agaricales, Physalacriaceae. The coding region runs from base 199 to 498 and encodes 99 amino acids. The transcript has 6 exons.